This is a messenger RNA of Echinococcus granulosus, 1773 nucleotides long. Its product is annotated as DAZ-associated protein. Gene Ontology annotation, cellular component: cytoplasm. Bases 1 to 1773 code for a protein of 590 amino acids. The transcript has 10 exons. Gene Ontology annotation, molecular function: RNA binding. The record is from RefSeq and is a predicted model, not a curated record. Lineage: Eukaryota; Metazoa; Platyhelminthes; Cestoda; Cyclophyllidea; Taeniidae.
AUGGCUCUGGAUGAUCAUGGUAAUGAAGUCGGGAAAUUGUUUGUUGGGGGGUUGCAUCAGUCCACGAAUACAAAUGGUUUGCACAAUUAUUUUUCCAAAUUUGGGGAUAUCGAAGAAUCAAUCGUUAUGAUGGACAACCGAACGGGACGUUCACGUGGAUUCGGCUACGUAAAGUUUAGGGAACCAUCUGCUGUUGAUCAAGUGCUUUCAAAAAAAACUCAUGUAAUUGACAAUAAGGAAGUUGAUCCCAAAAGAUGUAACAUAAAUAUGCGUGGAAAGAAUAAAAGGAGCCUCAAGAUUUUUGUUGGUGGCAUUGCUUUUGAGCAUAACGAGGAGACCAUCCGGAAUUUUUUCCAAUGUUUUGGAAACGUGACCGACGUUAAUCUUUUGUCAAAUCCGGGUCGACCACGCCAUCGUGGCUUCGCCUUUGUUGGUUUCGAUGAUGAAGAAGUGGUGAAAAAGCUCAUAAAAAUGCAUUUCGUCAACCUACACGGCAAGCAAGUUGAAAUCAAACCCAUGGAACCGCCAAAUACUCAAAAGACCUUUGGUUAUGUGCCUCCUGGUAUGCUGAAUACCCCAAUUAGUCGGUCAGGUCGUGGUUACUCGCGUUUUGGCUCCUUCCAUCAGCACAGUAUCCCUUAUGGAGGCUUGAAUUACUGGAGCCAUAGCGGUAAUGGCGAUGGCAAGGCGGACCUUCUCACUGAUGGGAAUGGAGGUGGGAACGGUUGGAACCAGAUAAUAAAUCAUCACGGUAAUCCAACGCGGAGUUCACAGCCCCCACCUCCGAAUCAAUGGAAUGGAUCUCAACCCCCCUCGUCCCUGAAUGGAUGCUGGGAGAGUCAAUUGGCUGCUGCUGCUGCCGCGGCAGCUCUUCAAUCUAAUGGAUUUUCAUCACCUCAACAACAGUGGGGUUCACAGCCUUCGUCCGGCGGACGUUCGUGUUUCCGUGGUGAUGGCAGUGGUUGUAGUGGUAGUGAUGCUGGUGCUGGCAGCGGUAGUAUCGAAGAAACACUAAUGAACUACAAUUCCUGGACCUCCCCCACUCUCCACCAACAGCAACAUCAGGGCGGACCGUCCCAUCCUCCUAGCAAUCUCCAGCCAACCAGUGACCAGUUCUCUCGUCGCAUCAUUGGUAACGUCGGUGUUGGAGGCACCAACGAUGACAGUCACUUCGCCAAUACCUGGAACACUGCAAUGCCUAACAAUAGAGUCAAUCAGUGGAGCAGAAAUUCUAUGCCUCUGUGGAGUAGCGGUUCUGUCGUUCGGACUGAUCGGGGUGAUUCACCCACCGGAGCUAGGCUGGGUGGUGUAAUGAGUCUCAGCUCAAAUGCUGAUUCUUCCGAUGUUCGCAUACCAGCGGCCUACGCAAUUGCAUCUGUUACUGGUACAUUUUAUAACCUGCCUAUGGCAAUCGUCCCAGCAAGUUGGCUACGAAUGAUUGCCAAAAAUUUGUGCCUGGCAGAAAAGCUGACGAACUGUGAACAGAAAGGUCAUGACUCUGAGAUGGAAAUUCAAACAAUUGCGAUCACGGUCUUCAGAAUGGACGACGGAAUGUACAGGGCGACACCUGGUACCGGUGUCAAUGGACUAACAACAGGAGGCGGUGCAGGUUUGGGCACACCCGAGGGGACGACUUUCCUUACCUCCGAGGCAGCAUCGGCGUCUGACUGGCAGUCCACAGUGGCUGCAGUAGCCGCAGCAGCCCAACAGCGCUCUAUGCUAGCUGCUGCAGCUGCAGCUGCCGCAGCUGCGGCAUCUCAAAUGAAACGAUGA